CAGAAUAUGAUUACCCUGUACGAUGACAAAUAAAGCUGCAUUUUUAAAUUGAUUAUUUCACAAAUAUAAGCAUUAUGGAUUCAAAGUAUUCAGUUGUAGAAUUUCUUCAAGAUAAUAAAUCAUCUUGUGGUUAUUGUAAAACUGCGAACUCUAGCCACAGUACAGGAAUGUGGGCUUAUACUAUGACUGUUGAAGAUUAUCAAGAUUUGAUUGACCGAGGUUGGAGAAGAAGUGGUCAAUAUUGCUACAAACCUAUUCAAAAAUUAACUUGUUGCCCCCUGUAUACAAUCAGAUGUGAAUCUCUAAAUUUGAAGCUAUCAAAAUCACAAAAGAAAAUUUUGAAAAGAGUAGGGAAAUUUCUUGUCGAAGGAAAUACUUCAAAAAAACAAGAAGGAGAAUCUGAUAGUGAUUCUGCCAGCGAAUUUGAACCUAGAUGUGAAAUAUUUGAAAAGCAUAUUAGUAGUGUUAUGGACCAAAAAGCUAAUCAGAAAAUAGGAGGAUUAAUGGAAGUAGAUUCAUCAGCCUGCGGAAUUAGCCCAAAUAAGCCAGAAGUUCCAUCUCGUGUAGAAAAAUCAGAAGAUAAAUCUCAGAAAGCAGAUAUAAAAGUGCCACAUUCGCCAUUAGCUGGAUGUUCAGAAAAGUCUCAUAGUCCCGGCACACCAAAACCUGGUAUUGGAAGAGAUUUGUCAAAGCCUCAGUGUAAAAAGGCUAAGUUACUGCGUUUAGAAAAAAAACAAAAGAAACUACUAGAAAAAGGGUUACCAGUUGCAUCAGUAUUAAAAAAGGAUCAGCCUUCUGAAAAAUCUUUGGAAGACUUCAUUAAAGAAUAUUCUAUAGAAAGUGCAGUUAACAAAUUGGAGUUGAAGUUAGUUCGCUCAUUUCCUCGGAGCAGAGAGUUUGAUGAGAGUUUUGCAGAAGAGCUCUCGUUAUACCAAAAGUACCAAAUGGUCGUGCACCAUGAUCCAAUCUCAAAGGUUCCCGAACAGCAGUUCGUACGUUUCCUUGUCACAAGUCCACUGAAGCCUCAACAAAAAAUCAGAGGAAAUCCAUCCCAACUCACGACUGGCUAUGGCUCUUUUCACCAGCAUUAUCGUCUUAACGGGAAACUUAUUGCGGUGGGGGUGAUUGAUAUUUUACCAAAGUGCAUAUCUUCCGUUUAUUUCUUUUAUGAUCCAGAUUAUAGUUUUCUCUCAUUAGGAACGUAUGGAUCUUUGAGGGAGAUGGAGCUAGUGAGGUCUCUUAACAAGCAGUCCCCGCAACUCUGUUAUUAUUAUAUGGGUUAUUAUAUUCAUUCUUGCCCUAAAAUGAGGUACAAGAGUCGUUACAAUCCCUCGAGCCUUCUCUGCCCUGAGGUUUACUCUUGGCACCCAAUUGCUGAUUGCCAGACUAAGCUUAAUAAUAACAAAUAUGCUAGAUUCAAUGAAGAUCCCGAUGCUGUUUGUGAGAAUUCUAUUAUAUUCCUUAAUGAGGUAUUAAUUUUACAUAAUAGCGUUGCCAUGUCAUAUGGAACUUACAAACUAAGGGUGAUUGGUACAAGUGAGAGUGAUGACGAAGAAGUAAGAAAAUAUGGUGAAUUAGUCGGCAGACAAUGUGCUGAAAGAAUGCUUCUGUAUCGGUAGCCUCGGUUGAAACAGCGAGUUGUUGAUUUUGCUGAAGACUUUUUGAGCAAUAUAUUUACUUCUUUGAAACAGUACUGGUAAAAUUGAAAUUACUAUUAUAAAGGAAAUUUUGAUACAUAAGGAUGCCUAAAACUAAUGCAAGUGGUGCUAUUAAUGUGGUGUUUAGUUUAAAUAAAUGCUGUACAGUGCCUAAGUUUUGUUCAUAUGAGGCUACUUGUGUUUAUGAAUUCUCUUAAAAAUGGUAAAUGUGAUUUCUUUAUUUGUAUGUCUAUUAAUUAAUAAUUUUGGUAAUUUGCUGUGACUAACCAUUAAUUAUUAAUUUAUAAAUGUUAAAUGUAUUAAUCCUCUUGGAUAAUUUUAUAUUAAAAACUAAUUAAAGUUACCUGCAGAUAUUCAUAUUUGCUUAUUUAUUAAUUGUAUGGUUGUAUUUAGUCUUGUCAAGAUAUUUUUAGAGUAUACUUUAGAAUCUUAAAGAAAUAUUGUUUAAAGUUAUUAGUCUUAAGGUUUUAGCAGCUUUGUUAUCAUUUUUGUAAAAGAAAAAAAGGAGUAUUGUUAAACAAACUUUUUUAUCAUAGAAACAAUGGACACAAUCAUUAUUAAUUUUAAAAGGUUUUAUUGAUAAAUAGCUGGUUAAGUAUUUUUGGUAAGAUAUGCUGUUUUUCCUAUUAUUAAAUAUUACAAGAAGUAUUACAGUGUUCAUUGUUCAUAUAUAAAAAUAAAAACAAGACAGCUUAGUUGAUGAUUUUUUUUUUUCACCUGUGCUU
Molecule: messenger RNA, 2383 nt
Organism: Nezara viridula (southern green stink bug)
Lineage: Eukaryota; Metazoa; Arthropoda; Insecta; Hemiptera; Pentatomidae
Source: the annotation of a GenBank genome assembly